AUGCCGGAUCCACUCGAGACUUUAGCACCCGACACUCUCCGCCUCGUCAGCUCUCCGGACCUGCUGGACGAGUUUUCACUCCAAUUACAAAAGCUGCCCCAUGAAGAAGCCCAGCGUAUCUGUCUCGACCACCUGGCAUCCCUUCCUCGUCCUUGCGAGUCCGUAUUCGCUCUCGCCCAUCUUUGCUACCAAUACCUCGUACCGAACGGUGGUUCGGCGUCCGCUUCAACGCUCGGAGCCGUAGGACCAGUCGCUCCGGCCGCUCUUCAAGCCAUCGAAGAGUGGGCAACGUUCUUUCACAACCGUCAGAAUGUCAUCAACAUGGCCACAAAGAUAGCUCAAGGAUGGAAGCUCGACGGGAUUGAAAACUUUCGACACGAUCAGAUGAAACCGCCUCCCGAUCCUACGCCUAAGUAUCUGCGUGCUCUUAACUCGCUGCUCUUGGCCGGACCGAGUAAGGAGGAGGCAUUGGAAUUGGUCCAUACGGCUUGGGACAAGCGCUGCAAAGACGCUGCAUCGGGUCGUCAUGGAGGAACGGCUACCCCCUUCAUCAGUUCGAUCGAUCUCGUGAACGCUCGAGGCGCCUACCGACAGAGCCACGGUCAGGAUCCCACCUCUUCUGAGGAACCCGGGUCGAAUCGCAAGAGACAGCGUGACAGCGUCGAGGCAGACGGAGACCGCCUCGAUGGCGCCGUUCAGGACAGUUCCGGGUCGGGAUCCUCGGGGCCACCUCCACUCAAGAAGAGCGGUGGCCCACGACGUACCCCUCGAUCUGAUGUGCAUCAGACCCAGCUUCAACAGAUCAUCGAUUGCAAGGUCUGUAGCACCUCUGCGCGCGAGCGGCUUUGCACUCACAGGGAGACCGGACACGCAGACCGUGUUCUGGAUGGCGAUGGCAUGGAUACUCUGCUCAGGGGUUAG
Filobasidium floriforme is the source of this 921-nucleotide messenger RNA. RefSeq lists its product as uncharacterized. NCBI's taxonomy places the organism in Eukaryota, Fungi, Basidiomycota, Tremellomycetes, Filobasidiales, Filobasidiaceae. The transcript has a single exon. The record is from RefSeq and is a predicted model, not a curated record. The coding region runs from base 1 to 921 and encodes 306 amino acids.